Bipolaris maydis ATCC 48331 is the source of this 399-nucleotide messenger RNA. RefSeq lists its product as uncharacterized. NCBI's taxonomy places the organism in Eukaryota, Fungi, Ascomycota, Dothideomycetes, Pleosporales, Pleosporaceae. The record is from RefSeq and is a predicted model, not a curated record.
AUGUACGCCUCCACUAUCGUUCUUGUCCUGGCCGGCGCCGCCAGCAUCUUUGCCGCCCCUGCAUCCGACAGUCCUGUAGUUCAAGCCGCAGCCGCAGCCGCAGCCGCAGCUCCAGCCGUUCCUUCCGGCAGCUGCCCACAAUGGCCUGGCAUCUAUGGCGAGGCUGGCAGUAGUUACUGCUGCGUAUACAGCGGUGGUCCCACCUCAUGCUGCAUUAUCAGCAACGGCCCGAACAGCGUGUACGUACCCGAGAUUAAUUACACGUUCCAAUCUUGCCAGUCCAUCUGGUUUGCGACCUACAACAAUUUCGUCACAUUCAGCCAAUGCAAUAUUCCCGGAGUCACCCCUACUGGGCCUUGCCAAGGUGUCCCCCAAACUAUUGGGGAUCUGACAUCGUAG